GAAUAAAGAUCUAGUUGUUGUGUUUUUGACUUUUGAUUUGUAAAUUGCUGUCAAAAUGGGGCGCAGAAACGCAGCUCCGGCCAAGCCCUGGCGCUCCCCGCCGCCCACCAGGCAGCCACCCUUGAGAAAAGAAAAUCGGCAAUAUUCGACUUCUGUCCCCGCAAGGACCCAGCCUAGCGCCCCGGCACCGGCGCCAGCCCCGGCCCAGACAGCCCCCCAACAGCCCGGACUGUUCGGGCAGAUGGCCGCGACCGCGGGUGGCGUAGCCGUGGGGUCUGCCAUUGGGCACACCAUUGGGGCGGGCCUGACAGGCAUGUUUGGGGGCGGUGGCUCAAGUGAAGCGGCCCCAGCGCCCCAACAACAACAAGCAGCCCCACAACAGAGUGGCUCGGCUGAGCCCACGGGGCCCUGCGCCUGGGAAAUCAAGCAGUUUUUGCAGUGUGCUUCGACACAGAGUGAUUUGACCUUGUGCCAAGGUUUUAACGAAGCAAUUCAGCAAUGCAAAAUUAGGAACGGUGUCCAAUAAUUAGGCUGUGUCGCUAAAUUCUAGUAUUAAUUAAAUCAAUAAAGACAGUCAUGGUAGAAAAUUGAUGGACUGGAUCCAUUUGUAGUGUUUCAAAGUUGAAUAAAGCAUCCUCGUUGAA
This is a messenger RNA of Tribolium castaneum (red flour beetle), 644 nucleotides long. RefSeq names its product Coiled-coil-helix-coiled-coil-helix domain containing 2 (gene Chchd2). Lineage: Eukaryota; Metazoa; Arthropoda; Insecta; Coleoptera; Tenebrionidae. The record is from RefSeq and is a predicted model, not a curated record. Bases 56 to 526 code for a protein of 156 amino acids. Gene Ontology annotation, biological process: mitochondrion organization. The transcript has 4 exons. Gene Ontology annotation, cellular component: nucleus; mitochondrion.